Molecule: messenger RNA, 1752 nt
Organism: Paramecium tetraurelia
Lineage: Eukaryota; Ciliophora; Oligohymenophorea; Peniculida; Parameciidae
Exons: 3
Molecular function (GO): protein binding
Source: RefSeq, a predicted model, not a curated record
AUGAGUGCAGCUAAUUUAAAUUUAGAAAGAGACAAGUAUAAAGAUUUGUUGAAGAGUAUAAAAGAUGAAUCUAUGUAACUUGCCAUUAGACAUCAAAGCAAUACAUCAUAAGUUCUGGAGAAAAAGAGGAAAUUAAAAAUGGAAUCGGAGCACACAGGAAAAUUAGCUCUUCCAAGCAUAGAAAACAGUACUUUAGAAGAUAUUUCAUCUCAUUUCCAUCUACGCAGCAGUUAAGCAGGAGAAUUUGUUGAAUUGAUACCAAACAAAUCUCAAUAAAAGUUUAUUUAGCAAAGCUUUCUUAAGUUGCAAAGAAAUAAAAUGUCUUAAACCUAUCGAGAUAUUAGUUUAAGCGAAAAGAAAUUUAAAUCGCUAUAACGUAAAGUUCCACAUCAAGAAACAUAGAGCUUAAAAUAAUUAGAAAAGUAACUGGGAAUAGCAAAAUCAACAGAAAAACAAACAUUACCAACUAUUUAAAGAGUAUACUAAUAAAAAAGAAAAGCCACGGAAGAAAAAAUAGAAGAAGAAUAACCAGCUGUUUCAUUUUUCGAAGAGACUUUAACUUCAUAUUCAUAUGCAGUACCUAGGAGAAGGGAAUCUGCACAAAUAGGAGUCAUCAGAGAUAGACUUUAUGUAUUUGGAGGUAUGAGUGGAGGAGGAAUAACAAAUGAAGUUUGGUGGUUCGAUUUAAAAAAGCAAGAAUGGAGCAAUUAUUGUUCAAAUGUUUAACUAUUUAUAACCAGUCAUUCGAUGGUUGUCUGGAAGUAAUUUUUGGUUUUCUUUGGUGGAUCAGGUUAUUAUGAUCAUAAAAUGAAAAUCAGGCAAGUUUAUUCUACUAUUGGUUUAUUCAAUACUAUAAAUAACCAAUGGACAACUUCAUUAGAAUCAGUGGAACCUAGGAGAGAACACAAAGCAUCAGUCCUCUUCGGAAAACUAAUGGUGAUUACUGGUGGAUUAGAUGCAGCAGAGAAAUUGCUAGACGAUACAUUAUUUUAUUCCUUGGAUUCUAAGAGAUGGACUGGUUAAAAGUUGUUAUUUGAAGAAGGUAUUGCAUAGCAUGCUCAAUGUACAGCAUAUGACAGCAAAAAAAAUAUUGAAACUGUUUAUAUUUUUGGUGGAUAAGCCGCCAAAUUGAAUUCAUUUCCCUUAAUGAAGAUGUUAUUUUAUGGACUACAUCCAGUUGGUUGGGAGAAAGUACAGUAUUCUGGGCAAGCACCAGAAGGCAGAUAUAAUCACACUAUGGAAAAUGUGGGUGAUUAUUUAAUUUUGAUAGGUGGCAGAUCUUAAGAAAAAAUAGAAUAUCAAAAUGAAAUUUUUAUUUUUAAUCUUAAAAACAGCACUUGGAUUAUAGCUUAAAGAUAAGGAUUGUCAACAAAAAGGUGGAGUCAUUCAAGUUGUGUUUAUGGUAGCAACAUUCUAUGUUUCGGAGGAAUAGGUGAAAAUACUUACUUACCCCCUCAUAUUUAUUAAAUAGAGACUGAUAAUUACAAAAUAAGAGGAAAAAUUGGUGUUGUUAAGUAAUUGGCUACAAUAAGUGAAGAAAUCUUUAGCAGCAGGCCUCCUUUGAAUAUCAACAAAGAUUAGGAAUCAGAUUCUAAGAAAGUUUGUAGAUUGGAGAAAUUCAGAAAAACUAGAAAAAUGUAUGAGCAAAUUACAACCUACUUACCUUUGCCAAAAUUGAAAACACCAAGAAUGAGAUACGAUAUCUUAAUUCAUUUUGUUAAAAUCGUAAUGAAAUAAAUUGGAUACAUUUGA